Messenger RNA from Vanrija pseudolonga, 396 nucleotides. RefSeq lists its product as uncharacterized. Bases 1 to 396 code for a protein of 131 amino acids. The transcript has a single exon. The record is from RefSeq and is a predicted model, not a curated record. Lineage: Eukaryota; Fungi; Basidiomycota; Tremellomycetes; Trichosporonales; Trichosporonaceae.
AUGUCCCUCUCAGACCUCGACCUCGUAGCGCAGGCCAUGGCGCCGACAGAGCCCGGCGCACAGGGCCCCAAGCCGACCGACGCCGCUGGCGCUAAGGAAGCAGACAAGGCUGGCGCCGACGACGACGUCCUUGCCGGCAUCGACCUCUCGACCCUCAACGACACCGACCGCAAGGCACUCCAGCCCAUCCUUGAUGCACUCAAGGCGUCGGCCGGUACCGAGGGCGCUGAGGGCGGCGACCUCGACGUCGAGGGUAUCCUUAAGCAGCUCGAGGCGGCCGACAAUGUCGCGGACACACUCGAGGGCAGGCUCGACACGCUGCUCGCGCACCUAGGCGAGAUUGAGCACGACGUCGAAGCCAAGGCUCCUGCCGCCGCUGCUCCCGAGAAGAAGUAG